This is a messenger RNA of Melospiza georgiana, 2003 nucleotides long. RefSeq lists its product as uncharacterized. The record is from RefSeq and is a predicted model, not a curated record. Bases 195 to 2003 code for a protein of 602 amino acids. The transcript is spliced from 12 exons. Lineage: Eukaryota; Metazoa; Chordata; Aves; Passeriformes; Passerellidae.
CAGCCCUGCCCGUGCCGCUCCUGCUCCGCUCGGCCGGCCCAGCCCUGGAGCCCAGGGCUUCCAGGAUCCUGGAUCUGGACCCUGCCGAUGAAACCUGAAGUCCAGCUCCCGGGUGUGGCUGUGCUGAGCGCUGGUGGCAGCGGGGGCAGUGCCAUCCUCCCCAUCCUCCCCAUCCUUCCCAGCAGGGUCCUGCCAUGGCCGAGCUGGCAGGACGCGGUGCCGGCUGUGUCCGGGCUGGCAGCCCUGUCCCACGGGAAGAGGAGCCCUGCAGCAGCUCCAGCUCCGUCUGCACCGAGGAUUUGGCUGCCAGCUUUUGGGAGGCGAUGGUGGAGCCGCUGCUGUGCCAGCAGGAGCCUGCUGGGGAUGUCCCCAGGGCAGGAGCUCACCCCGGGCAGGACGAGCCCUUGUUCCCCGCAGGGAGAAGCCCGGACACGGCCACGGAGCCCAGCAGAGCCCCCCGGCAGCACAGCUCCGCAUCCCGGAGCAGCCUCGAGUCCCUGGGAGCCAGGAUCUCCCGCCUGAGCCUAAGCCAGAGCCAUGGGCGGGUGUCCCGGCCGGGCCCCCCUGCCCAGGCAGCCCUGGCACACGGGGACGGUGCCCGUGGGGAGCUGCUGGGCACAGCUGGGCACCCCUGGAUCGCUGCUGGGAUGGCUGCUGGCAGGAGCAGGGCUGGGGCAGGGACAGGAGCUCCGGGCAGCAGCGCUCCCAGGGCCAGCAGGGCCACAGCCAGGGGACAUCUCUCCCUCUGGGGACAUGGAAGGAACGUCACCUUCGGUGUGGCUGCCAUGGACAGGGAAGGAGCCGCCAGCAGCAGGAGUGCUGGCACAGUCGUGGGAGCCCCCCGGCCAUGGAGGUCACCGUUGUCCCCAGGGCUGCGAGGGGACCAGAAAGGGGAACUGCCCUGCAAGGUACAGCCCUGGGGUUUGGGGUCUGGGGUCUACCACAGGCACAGCCCCAGCUGGGACAGGAUGACACCGAGCUUGGCCCUGGCCCUUGUGUCCCACGUGGUGGCCCCAGGAAUGCACCAGGAAAUGCAAUGGAAAGGGGGAAAAUGGGAUUGUAACCCCAGUGCUGGAUGCCAGGGGCUGGCAGGGCAGCCACUGUGGAGGAGCCAGGAGGGCACACGAGAGCUGGGAUCUGGUGCCAGGCCCUGGAGCCAAGGGGACAGAGCCAGGACUGGCCUGGCACUGCUGGGACACACCCGGGACACCUGUCACCGGUGCCACACGGACCUGCAGAGCACGGGGCAGGGAGCCCGUGUGAGCCAGGAGCAGCUGGACAAGGAGAGAAGGAAAAUAACAACUGCACGAGAAGAGAAACUGGAGCUGCUGGAGAGGCUGCGGGAGCUGGAGCGGGGCAGCCGCCACCUCCUGCGGCAGCGGCUGCGGGUCCUGCACCGCCUGCAGGGGCUGCUCCAGAGGGACCGGGCCCAGAGCCUGCGGCUGCUCCGGGAGGCCACGGAACAGGAGCCGCUCGGCAGCAGCGCCCAGUGGGAGCAUCGCCCGAGCCGGGCCGGGGGCUCCGCGGCGCUGGGGAACUCCCCGGUCGCCCUGGGGAACCCCCCGGUGGCCCUGAGGAACGCCCCGGUGGCUUUCCGGGGACACAGCCUCCGGCCUGGCACUGCCCUGGCACCGGGCCCCUCGCCGGCAGCCCUCAGCCGCGCUCUCCACGUCCUGCGGGGGCUCCGGCAGCAAAUCCAGCGGCGCCUCGGGCAGUGGCAGGGCCUGCAGGGAGCCCUGGGAGCCGCCGGGCAGAGGAACGAGGUGAUCCGGGGCUGGGAGGGAGGACAUGGGGUGGGAGGGGGAGCAGCAGCCACAGAGGGCUCCAGGAGCCCCGAGGGAGCCCCCGAUCCAGGUGAAUCAGGCCCCAGCUCCUUCCCCGAGGCUGGGCUGGGGUUCAGGGGCCAGGCCGCAGGGGUUGGGGUCUCAGAGAGCCUCGGGGACCCCCAGAUCCCUCCAGAGGCUCCGUGCCCAGCUCUGCCUGCUGAAAUGUCCAUCGGGUGA